Astrephomene gubernaculifera is the source of this 2311-nucleotide messenger RNA. NCBI's taxonomy places the organism in Eukaryota, Viridiplantae, Chlorophyta, Chlorophyceae, Chlamydomonadales, Astrephomenaceae. The record is from the annotation of a GenBank genome assembly.
AUUCGCAACUGUGAUUCCUCAAACUAAGGCCUAUACGUCUCUUGAAGAAGUUAGGGCUUAACAGGAGACCACAUAACGCCAAGCUGUGAUAAACACCGUCAAUUUGGCCUGGUAUAGCGUGCGAAUCCGACAAGGACUCUGCUAGAAUCAAGUGCGUACAAACGUCAGCUUUGCCGGCUGACGUCGACGCCUCGUCGGUUGGUAGCCGAGUCCUUCCAACUGCCAAGACCAUUCCGAGCACUACCGGUAUCUCCUCCUCCUGUUCUGCUUUGGAGACUUUCCUACCUCCCAAGUGAACGGCAUCCAAGUAGCUUUUCACCAUGGAUGACUGUACGAGUGAUACAACUAACAACAGCAAUACCAACAAUACCGCCAUCACCAUGACCACCAGCACCACAACAACAGCCACAACCUCGCCCGCAGCAGCUGCGACGCUGGAGGCAAGGCGCCGUUUGUACGGCCCCAACGCAGCUCUGUCGUACGAACAACCGCUCAUGAUCGUACGAGGCCACGGGACGUAUCUGUACGACGAUCAAGGGCUGCCGUACCUGGAUUGCGUCAACAACGUAUCACAUCUGGGUCACGGCAAUACGGAGGUUGCCGCCGCCAUCUCCGCCCAGCUGCACACCCUCAACACCAACUCCCGCUACCUGCACCCGUCACUGCCGCACUACAGCCGACUGCUGCUGGACACACUGAAUGGGGGUGGUGGAGGAGGAGGAGGAGGAGGAGGAGGGGAAGGAGGGGAAGGAGGCUGCGGCAGUAGCAGCAGCAACAGCGGCUGCUGCGAAGGGAGACGCAACGACGGCAUUGUCGGCAAGUGCUGCAGCAGCGGCAGCAACUGCAAGGGUACCAACAGCAGCAGCAACAGCGGCAGCUGCGGUGUUGGCCGCAACAACAGCUCUAACGGGAGCUGCUGCUGCAGCAGCACCAACAGGAUCCAGGAACACCAACAACAACCUCCUUCCCACCCGACUCCCCCAACCCCUCCCCCGCCCCCCCAGUCCCAGUCCCAGUUCCCGCCCCCGCUAGAGGUGCUAUACCUCGUGUGUUCUGGCUCCGAAGCCAACGACCUGGCGCUGCGCAUCAUCACCGCGGCACACAACGCCAGAUACGCAAUCUCACCCUCCUCCUCCUCUUGCUCCUCCUCUUGUUCCGCUUCCUCCGCUUCACUUACAUGCAACUCGUCCGGCUCCUCCUCCUCCUCCUCCUCCUCCUCCUCCUCCUCCUCCUCCUCCUCCUGCAGCCUCUCUCCUCCUCCUCCCCCUCCUCCCCUGCACAUCGCUGUGAUGGGCGGCGCCUACCACGGCCACCUCUCCUCCCUCAUCCCGCUCAGCCCGUACAAGUUCUGGGGCCCCGGGGGCGGCGGCAAGCCCCCGCACGUGCAUGUGGUUCCCUGCCCCGACCCCUACCGUGGUGAGCACCUGGAUGGCGCCGCCUCAGCCCGGGCGGUGCUGGCUGCCGCUGCUGCCGCGGGCGGGCGGCUGGGCGGCUUCCUGUGCGAGUCGGUGCUGUGCUGCGGGGGGCAGGUGGUGCUGCCGGCGGGGUACCUGCAGGACAUGUACGGCGUGUUCCGCUCCGCGGGGGUGGUGGUGGUGGCGGACGAGGUGCAGUGCGGGUUUGGGCGGGCAGGGCAGGGCGCCUUCUGGGGCUUCCAGCAGCAGCGAGUGCGGCCCGACAUCGUGACCAUGGGCAAGCCAAUUGGCAAUGGCUACCCCCUGGCUGCCCUCGCCACCACCCGCCCCCUCGCCGACCUCUUCGGCUCCACCGGCAUGGAGUACUUCAACACGUACGGCGGCAGUACGGCAGCGGUGGCGGCGGGGCUUGCCGUACUGCGGAUCCUGCUGCGGGACGGCCUGCAGCAGCAUGCGGAGAGGGUGGGCGCCUAUCUGCUGUCGGGGCUGCGGUCCCUGCAAUCGAGUUGUCGCGGCGGGGAUGUGUUGGGGGACGUGCGGGGCCUGGGGCUGCUGGUGGGGGUGGAGGUGGUGCGGGAGGGGGGCGGCAAGCGACAUGCGCCGGUCACUGCGAGGUGGAUCAAGGAGCGCAUGAAGGCCCGCCGGGUGCUGCUGGCCACGGACGGGCCGUACGACAACGUGAUUAAGAUCAAACCCCCGCUGGUGUUCGGGCUGCGGGAGGCGGAUGUGUUGCUGCAGCAGCUCAGUGAGGUGCUGUCCACGGAGCUAACUCCCCAGGUACGGCAGCAGCUGUCGCACCAGGAGGAGGCGCACUGGGCGGCAGUGGGGGCGCCCCGGCAGGAGCGCUACCGUCGCAACGCGGAGGAGCUGGCGGGGCUGCUGAGGGGGAGGGGAGG